AUGGCGCUCCUCCUCAGGCCCUCGGCUCCCCCGCCGCACCUCCGCCUCCUCCUCCGCCGCCUCCUCUCCACCGCUCCCGCCCCCUCACGCCUGCUCCCGGGCCCCUCCCCCUCUGCCCGACUCCUCUUCAGACCCAGGGUUGUGGCGGCGGCGGCGGCAGUUCCGCAGCGGAAUGGGGUCGCGGCGAGGGCUUUCAUGGCCUCCACGGCGGCGUCCGAUGCGAUGCAGGAAAAGCGGGUCGCCGGGGAGUACACCGCUGCCAACGUCCAGGUCUUAGAAGCAUUAGAUGGAGUUCGCAAAAGGCCUGGUAUGUACAUAGGCAGCACAGGGCCACGUGGAUUGCAUCAUCUGGUUUAUGAAAUAUUGGAUAAUGCUGUGGAUGAAGCUCAAGCAGGCUAUGCUACCGAGAUUAACGUAGUCCUUCAUGAAGAUAAUUCAGUUAGUAUAACAGAUAAUGGCCGUGGGGUGAAUCAAAUAGAAGUUUAA
Lolium rigidum is the source of this 486-nucleotide messenger RNA. RefSeq names its product DNA gyrase subunit B, chloroplastic/mitochondrial-like. NCBI's taxonomy places the organism in Eukaryota, Viridiplantae, Streptophyta, Magnoliopsida, Poales, Poaceae. Gene Ontology annotation, biological process: DNA topological change. Gene Ontology annotation, molecular function: DNA topoisomerase type II (double strand cut, ATP-hydrolyzing) activity. The transcript is spliced from 5 exons. The coding region runs from base 1 to 486 and encodes 161 amino acids. The record is from RefSeq and is a predicted model, not a curated record.